Molecule: messenger RNA, 899 nt
Organism: Hyla sarda
Lineage: Eukaryota; Metazoa; Chordata; Amphibia; Anura; Hylidae
Exons: 2
Coding region: 44-841 (265 amino acids)
Source: RefSeq, a predicted model, not a curated record
UUUGCUGUCUAGAGUUGGUCACUGGAGCCUGCACCCUGAUACCAUGAUGACUUCUGAACCUACUACUGAUACGGUGAUUCCUAUCAAUACUUUUUCUUAUACUGCUGAUGAUGUUAAUAGGAUACGCAGUGAAAUUAGUGGGGACGCUUCCUUUUUACAUACACCAUCGCUUGUUGAUUUACAACGCCAAUAUACUAAUGAAACCAAGAGACUGUCUGCUUUGAAUUUGCAUAUUGUCACUUUGAAUGAAUACCUUAAAUUUAACCGUAUCCCGAGAGGCUUGAGAUUUCAACCAAGUGAAAAUGCCUAUGCACAUGAUUUGGAUUACCGGUCUAAAUAUGAGUUAAUCUCCAACAAAUACUCCUUUGACAUCAUGUUACUUAAUCUGGAGUUUCUACAGAAAGACUCUAAAGAAACCCAACUCCGCAUUGACACUAUUGUAACAUCAUUGCGCUCUUUGUGUUUGGAGGAUGACUUUGGUAAACUUAUUGAUAAACAAGAUAAAUUUCUUUCUAAAUUCAAAACGGAUCAGGAGACCAUGAAAAGACAUAAGUGGCACAGGGACAAUCAUGAUUAUUCUACAGGACGUGUAUACACAUGGGGAAAUCAGUAUUCCCAGAAGAAGUUCCGUCGUCAAAAAGAUACUGAUACAGACUCUAAAAACACUUUUUUUGACUCUAAAAAUGUUGUUCAAAAUAAUUCAGAUUUUUUAGGCAUAGAAUCAAGACCCAAAGAGGACCCACCCGAAGGGGCGGGCGACGCCAUAGAAAAUUCCGGAAGAACCAGGGCACAGAGGAAUCCAAAAACUCAACAGGCCAAACUACCAUUCAAGAAGAAGUAGACACAAGAGCCACGGUUGGCGAGAGGAGAAUGUUGCAGCCACCCUAUAGACUUUGUUA